Messenger RNA from Colletotrichum spaethianum, 2370 nucleotides. Its product is annotated as bifunctional dethiobiotin synthetase/7,8-diamino-pelargonic acid aminotransferase, mitochondrial. The transcript is spliced from 4 exons. Lineage: Eukaryota; Fungi; Ascomycota; Sordariomycetes; Glomerellales; Glomerellaceae. Gene Ontology annotation, molecular function: magnesium ion binding; S-adenosyl-L-methionine:8-amino-7-oxononanoate transaminase activity; ATP binding. The record is from RefSeq and is a predicted model, not a curated record. Gene Ontology annotation, cellular component: mitochondrion. Bases 1 to 2370 code for a protein of 789 amino acids. Gene Ontology annotation, biological process: biotin biosynthetic process.
AUGGCACCAGUCGGUGCUCUGCUCUGGCGUUCGCUUAGAACGUAUCAAAUCUAUGGCGCCAAUACCGAUGUCGGCAAGACCGUCUUCGCCUCGGUCUUGUGCAAUGCGGCCCGCAACUUUUGGCCGCAUGAGAAGACGGGAUUCCUGAAACCCGUUUCCACGGGCCCGGCUGCCGAAGCCGACGAUGGUCACAUCGAACGGUUCGCGCCUGACGUCGCGAAGAAGACGCUGUUUCAGUUUGAGAUUCCAGCGAGUCCCCACCUGGCCGCGGCGGCCUCGAACCAAGAUAAUGAAGUCUUGGAGAGCAUUUAUGAUUACACUUCGCGCCGCGCCGCCAAAGGACGGGGCUGGCUUUUUAUCGAGACGGCCGGCGGGGUCCAUUCGCCGGCGCCGUCCGGGACCCCACAGGCCGACCUCUACGCCCCGCUCCGCAUCCCGGUCGUCUUCAUCGGCGAUUCUAAGCUCGGCGGCAUUUCGCAAACCAUCUCGGCUUAUGAGUCUCUCAAGCUCCGCGGUUACGAUGUCGAGAGCGUUCUGCUUUUCCGGGAUGACUACUACCAGAACUAUACUUACUUGACCGAUUAUUUUGCGCGCGACCGUGGAAUUCCCGUCGGCACCUUGGAACAGCCUCCGGUCCGCGCCGAGGAUAACCAGGCAGAUGCAAAGGCCAUGGCUCAGUACUAUCAAGAGGCGGCUUCUAGUGAUGUGAUCAAAGGGACUUUGGAACAUCUGCACGGCCGUCACCUCGCUCGCAUCUCCCGCCUCGAGACUAUGGCGCGCGAUGCUCACGACAUCAUCUGGUACCCGUUCACACAACACAAGGGCCUGACACCCGACAAAAUAACGGCAAUUGAUUCCGCCCACGGUGACAACUUCCAGACCCUCGUCCCUAAGAGCCAAGCCACGUCGGAACACCAAGCCCUCCUGCAGCCUUCAUUUGACGGAUCGUCUUCAUGGUGGACUCAGGGCCUCGGCCACGCGAACCCCAAGCUUACUUUAGCUGCAUCGUACGCCGCUGGCCGAUACGGUCACGUCAUGUUCGCCUCCGCUGUCCACGAGCCGGCGUUGGCGCUCGCUCAGACUCUCCUAAAAGGCUUACAGAACCCGCGCCUCUCCCGUGUCUUCUACUCUGACAACGGCAGCACGGGUAUGGAGGUCGCUGUUAAAAUGGGUCUACGCGCCGCAAGGGUCCGGUACGGCUGGAACGCAAGCGACAGGCUCGAGAUCUUAGGCUUGAGGGGUAGUUACCACGGUGACACCAUGGGUGCGAUGGACUCCACUGAGCCAUCCGUGUUCAACGAGAAGGUUGAGUGGUACAAUGGCAAGGGUUUCUGGUUUGACUACCCCUCGGUGAUGUGCAAAGACGGAAAGUGGCAGGUCCGCGUACCUGAAGCUCUGCGUGAGGAAUUAGGUAGUCCUCGAGAGUUCGGCGCCCUGUCCGAGGUGUUUGAUGUUGCUGGCAGAGAGGGGGCGCAGCAGGCUCAACUUUACGAGACGUACAUCACCAAGGUCCUGGGUCGUCUCCGUGAUCAAGGCCGCAAGUUCGGUGCUCUUGUUAUGGAACCUGUUAUUCUUGGGGCGGGUGGCAUGCUCAUGGCAACUCUCGUCAAGGUCGUCCGCCAACGCCCAGAGCUUUUCGGCACUGCAUCCCAUACUCCCUUGAUCGACACAGACGCCAACGGCUGGACCGGUCUUCCGGUCGUUUUCGACGAAGUUUUCACGGGCCUCACCCGUCUGGGCCGGAUUUCUGCCGCGUCGUUUCUAGGCGUCCAUCCGGAUGUCAUAGUGAACGCCAAGCUUCUCACCGGAGGCCUGGUACCGCUUUGCACCACGUCCGCAUCCGACAGUAUAUUCCGCGCGUUUGAGAGCGACGAAAAGAGCGACGCCCUCCUGCACGGCCAUAGCUACACCGCGCAUCCUGUGGGAUGCCAAGUUGCCCUCGAGUCGCUGCAAGAGUUGCAAAGGAUGGACAGAGAUGGGGAAUGGGACUGGGCAAAGUUCAAUGGAUGGACCUCUGACGCAUCUGCUGCCACCAUCUCACAGGCUAGCAGUACCUCUACAGCAUGGUCUGUGUGGUCCCGUUCCUUCGUGGACUGGGUCUCGAAACAGACUGGCCGUGUCGAUGGAGUGUGGGCUCUGGGAUCUGUCCUCGCUAUUCACAUGGAAGACAGUGAGGGGGCUGGGUACUCAAGUACCGCGGCCGCGGACCUCCAGAGCACUCUUCUCCAAGGACAAACCGGGACGGGUAACGCGCGCUGGAACGUCCAUAGCAGAGUUCUUGGAAACGUUCUAUACGUGAUGACGAGCCAGACGACGAAGCAAGAGGAUGUCCAGAGGCUGGAGGCUCUGCUUCAAAAGGCCCUUGGCUGA